UGCACGGAGUCAGUAGCGGUACUUGGUGGUUGAUUUGAGAAUAUUUUGAUGGAGUCGAAAUGGUUAAUGUAUGUGUUAUUUACACUCUUCUUAUUAGAAGGGUUAUGGUGCCAAGGGUGUUGGGAUGAAGAGAGAACUUCUCUCCUCCAACUCAAGACUUUCUUCAUAAAAUCUUGGCACCUGAGAAACUGGGAGAGAGGAGAGCAAAAUUCAGAUUGUUGUCAAUGGGAGGGGGUUGAGUGCAACUCUGCUACUGGACGAGUCAUAACGCUCAAUCUCAAUUACUCAUCGUACAAAGAACUUGAUCGCGAUUGGUAUCCACUACAUAGCUUAAUGGAAUGGGAGAAUGUGUAUCUAAAUGCGUCUUUGUUUCUUACAUUUGUGGAAUUAAAGAGUCUCCAUUUAGCUGGUUAUGGAAUGGCUGGUUGCAUUGAAAAUGAAGGUUUUGAGAGACUUUCUAAGUUGAGAAAUUUGGAAAUCCUCGAUCUAGGUUACAAUAUGUUGAACAAUAGUAUCUUAUCAUCUUUGACUGAGCUUUCAUCUCUUAAGUCUCUAUAUCUUGUUGGUAACAAAUUUGAAGCAUCCAACCAUGCUGAUGGUUUUGAGAAGCUUUUUAAGUUGAGAAAUUUGGAAAUCCUCGAUCUAAAUGACAAUAUGUUGAACAAUUGUAUCUUAUCAUCUUUGAGUGAGCUUCCAUCUCUCAAGUCUCUAUAUCUAGCUGCUAACAAAUUUGAAGCAUCCGACUAUGCUGAUGGUUUUGAGAGACUUUCUAAGCUGAGAAAUUUGGAAAUCCUCGAUCUAAGUUACAAUAUGUUGAACAAUAGUAUCUUAUCAUCUUUGAGUGAGCUUCCAUCUCUCAAGUCUCUAUAUCUAGCUAACAACAAAUUCCAAGCGUCUAACCAUGGCAAUGUCGAAAUGGUUAAUGUAUGUGCUACUUACACUCUUCUUAUUGGAAGGGCUGUGGUGCCAACGGUGUUGGGACUAAGAGAGAACUGCUCUCCUCCUACUCAAACCUUUCUUCAAUUCUACAUUCUCUCUAAGAAACUAGGGUUUCUUAAGCUUUCAAAGAGGUUGAGCAAUUUGGAAAUCCUUAACUUGCAAGGAAAUUUCUUCACUAAUAGCAUUUUGCCAUAUUUGAGUGAGCUUUUAUCUCUCAAAUAUCUAAAUCUAGCUGACAACAACCUCCAAGCAUCUAACCGUGUUGAAGCUGAUUUAGAAAAGCUGUCAAGACUUGACCAUUUGGAGGUGCUUGACCUCGGAGGAGUAAACUUCAGUUACAACAUCCUAUCAUCUUUGGCAAGUCUUCCAUCUUUAAAACUUCUAUUCCUAAAAUCUGGUACAAUAAGAAUGAACCCAAGUACAAGAGAUUUUCAUAACUUGUCCAAAGUGGAAGGGAUCUUUCUGGAAUAUUCUGUCCUCCCAACCAACUUCUUUCGUGACAUUGGAGCAUUGACUUCUCUCAAGCGUCUAUCACUAUUUAACUGUGGACUAAGCGACUCCUUAACAAGCCCAGGCUUGUGUGAAUUGACACAUCUUCUUGAGUUGGAUGUUGGUUCCAAUUAUUUAGGGGGAGCCUUGCCUUCAUGUUUGGCAAACUUGACUUCUCUCAAGAGUUUAAGCCUUGAUUCAAACAACUUUUCUGGAGAUAUAGCUUUGUCACCCCUUAACAAAUUGACAUCCCUUUAUAACCUAUCCAUUUCAGACAAUCACUUCCAAAUCCCAAUCUCCUUUCGACCAUUCUUCAACCAUUCGAAACUCAAGCAUAUUUAUGCUAAAAACAAUGAAUUUUAUGUAGAUACCAACACUGAAUCUUUAGAACCAACUUUCCAACUAAAUACCUUAGUUUUGUCAGGUUAUGGAGAUUGUGGAGGAAUUCCAAACUUCCUUCACUCUCAACAUGACCUUGAACAUUUAGACCUCUCGCACCUUAACCUAACAGGAGAGUUUCCCAUUUGGUUAUUGGAAAACAACACAAGGUUGCAUACACUUUUGCUGGCUAACAAUUCCCUUUCUGGACCUAUUGGGUUUCCAUCUCAUUUUGAUCAUAUGAAUUUGGAAGUUCUAGAUAUCUCCAAAAAUUUCUUUGAAGGCCAUAUUCAAAUGGAGAUCAAAACAUCUUUGCCAAGUUUAAGAAAUUUAAACAUUUCAAGAAAUUCUCUUACUGGCAGCAUUUCUCCUUCAAUUGGUGAUAUGAAGUUGUACUAUUUGGACUUAUCUCGAAAUUCUCUUAUUGGCAGCAUUCCUCCUUCAAUUGGUGAUAUGAAGCUGUACUAUUUGGACUUAUCUCGAAAUUCUCUUACUGGCAGCAUUCCUCCUUCAAUUGGUGAUAUGAAGUUGUACCAUUUGGAUUUAUCUCAUAAUAAUUUAUCUGGUGGAAUACCUGAUGAAUUAACCAUGGGUUGCUCAUCAUUGAGUGUUCUUGUGCUAUCAAACAACAAUUUGCAAGGCCAUAUUUUCUCUGAAAAAUUUAGCUUAUUCCAGUUGGAGGAAUUGCAGUUGGAUGGCAAUCACUUUUCUGGAAGUAUCCCAAAAGGUUUAUCUAAUUGCUCCUCUCUGUCUUCAAUAGAUUUCAGCAAUAACAAUCUCUCUGGAAAGAUCCCAAGCUGGAUGGGUAAUCUAUCAUACUUACGCGAAAUUAUCAUGCCCAAUAAUGGUCUUGAAGGUCCAAUUCCUAUUGACUUUUGUCAGCUUCAGUCUCUUGAAAUUCUAGACCUUUCAAAUAAUAAUAUUUCGGGGAGUCUACCAGCUUGUUUCAAGCCAAUGGAGAUAAAUCAUGUUCAUUUAUCCAAAAACAGGCUAGAAGGAUCGCUGAUAACACAAUUUUGUAACAGCUUUUCUCUAAUAACGCUAGAUCUCAGUGACAACCAGCUAAGUGGAAACAUCCCAGAUUGCAUCAAUAUGCUUGGUGAGUUGAGUUAUCUUAUCUUGAAGAACAAUAAUCUUAUAGGUGAGAUCCCAAUUCAGCUAUGCAAGUUGCAAAAAUUGAGCUUAAUUGAUUUAUCUCAGAACCAUCUUUCGGGCUAUAUACCUUCUUGCCUAAAUAUUACCACUUUUGAUGAGGCAUCCAAAGUUGAUCCAUCUACUGCUCAAGUUGUUGCUCAACCCCCUGGGGGGCCAAUUUCUACAGAUGAACCAGUGUAUUUCACAACAAAGAGUGUGUCAUAUUCUUACAAAGGAAAACUUCUCACCUACAUGUCUGGAAUAGACUUCUCCUGCAACAAGCUAACCGGUGAAAUUCCUAAUGAAAUUGGGCACCUCAAUAAGAUUCAUGUACUAAACUUGUCUCAUAAUUUCUUAGUUGGUCAAAUUCCAACUACAUUUUCUAACCUUGAGCAAAUUGAGAGCUUGGAUCUUUCCUACAACAAUUUGAGUGGGAAGAUUCCUCCCCAGCUUGUUAAAUUGCAUUACUUAUCUAUCUUUAGUGUGGCAUACAACAAUCUAUCAGGCAAGACACCAGCAUGGGUCAAGCAAUUUGCGACAUUUAAUAAAAAUUGCUAUCAGGGUAAUCCUCUGCUUUGUGGGGAACCAAUGAGAAGUUGCUCAGCAGCAAGUCCACCACCAUUGAUCCAAGGAGGUCCAACCCAGGGUAGAGAAGAUGAUGGUUCCAUAGAUAUGGGUGUCUUCUAUGUGAGUUUAGCUGUGUCUUACAUAAUGGUGCUCAUGACUAUUGCUGCAGUUCUAUAUAUAAAUCCUUAUUGGAGACGAGCAUGGUUCUAUUACACUGAGAUGUGCUUCAUUUCUUGCUACUAUUUUAUGGUAGAUCAUCUACCCAAGCAAUUUCAUUAAAGAAUGUAACCAUAUUAUAGGAUGCUUGUGGCUCUGUUCUUUAUUGUGGUUGUAAAUCUAAACGGGGCAGCAACUGUCUACUGAGGCACGCAAAGGAGUAGAUUGCAUGUUUCUUGUGGUGGGGCUGUGGUAUUGGAAAUGCAUGGGUUGCUUCAACUGGUUGAUUUUUUUAGCUUUUCUCAUGUCAAGAGUGAAGCAAAUAGAUGCCCAUAACACGG
This is a messenger RNA of Rubroshorea leprosula, 4004 nucleotides long. Lineage: Eukaryota; Viridiplantae; Streptophyta; Magnoliopsida; Malvales; Dipterocarpaceae. The record is from the annotation of a GenBank genome assembly.